GACAGAGAGAGAGACAGAGAGAGAGACAGAGAGACAGAGACUGACUGCCGUGUUUACUUUGAGGUAGAUUCUCACACGAAGGAUACCACUGUAGAGACUCCUAACACAUGAAAGGCUCACCGCUCUUCAUAAAACUUUACAUGAAACCAGACUGGUUCUUUUUUACAGUGUAGGGAGCAGGGUUGCUUGUUUACGUUUGAAAUGUCAAGGAUAGCAAGCAGUGUAUCUGAUGCAGGACAGGGUGAAUAGUCAGAGAUCCUGACUUGACUGUGUUUCUAAACCAGCCAGCCCCUCUUUGCUGAGCUGUUCCCACAUCUGGUUAUAAUCAACAGACCCUCCACCCUCCCAGCAUCAACAGACCAUUGGCAGGAAAAUUAUCAAGGAAAGGUGUGUUUCAGAUAGAGAUAGAAGUCUUCACACAUACACACACACAUUCAUGCACACUCCCUUGACAGUGCCACUUGCAAUAUACACAUGCAUACACCUUCCUGGCCACUCCUCUCUAGAGUGGUUUUGUAGCAACCUACGGACAGUGGGGUGAGACACAGACCUCAUUGUUUGUAUGGGGAUAGACAGUGAACCGCUCCUGAAACUAAUGGAGCCCCACCCUGGUUGACUGUGCCGGUCUCCGACAUCUCUCCCUGUUUACCCAGCAGGUUAAUGGUUAACCGCCACCUCAAGGACUGUCUAUAUCCCCAUCACCACCUGGCAGCUACACUGUCCUAUUGUCACCUGGAGAAGAGGGGAGAUAGUCCUAUCAAUAACUUCUGCAUUUGCUUUAGACUUCAUUUUCAUUUUUGGGAAAAGCUCUUGGAAAAACAUUGAAUUCAGAUACUACUCGAUUAUCUGACUGUUUUGACAUCUUGGAUGCAGUUUUCGAAGAGAAUGGGCCCGGCUCGCAAACGUCUGAUGAAACCUUAUUCACGGGAUGCAGAGGCAUUUUCAACAGGGUGAAAGCUAUUCACGUCUGAGAGGGAUCUGUGAAUGAUCUGCACUGUUUUCAAUAGUGUGUUGAGAAUUAUUUUGCUUCCUGUCACAUUCAGUUUCCUGAAGCUUAUUUCUUCUCACUGAUUUGGCUAGAUGUUGGGGGGGGUUGUGGAAAUUGAGUAAGCAGGAAAGGUGUGGAAUUUGUGUCGGAAUUCCAGGGCACAGAUGUAACCAACCACAAGUGAGCGUAAUGGAGUGCCAAAUGUAGCCACAGUGUUUGUAUUGUUGCUGUUGUCAUUGUGUCCACCUCCCACCACUGUGCUGAUAGGUUGUUUUACCCAGCUCAGAGUCAGACGAGAACCAAUCUCUGUGCCUGUCCAUCUAGUCUGGUCGUAGUAACUGACAGGGAUCUGGUUUCAGGAGUGCAUUACUGACCUUAAGGGACAGGAGAGUUGUGCUGGGUAGAGAGUAGGGAAGUAGGCCAUAGGGAUCCAGGGGGUUUUAAGUGAUAGUAACACCUCUAAAUGUGUUAAGCCUCUCGUGCAAUUGCUUUCUAAUACAAAUGUUCAACGACAACGACAGGGGAAGUGGACAUACUCCCAGAGGUACAAUACUCCAACUGCAUUAGACUGAGCCGUCAUGCAACUCCGUGCCGCACCACUCAAGAUUAAUGGACUUGUUUUUCUUCAAGGAGCGUGAAGGUAACUGAAGGUUGUGUGCACAUCUGUCCUCAGUAACUCAAUCACCUUUUCAGCCAGCGAGACGGGACUGCACCGCUUUCCAGUUAGGAAACUCUCUCUCUUUCUCUCUCUUUCGCUCUGUUUAUCUCUUUACCAAGGAUAUUUUUCUUGCUUUUCGCUGCUGGUUUGUCUGAGCUGUGCUCACCAAGGCACUCUGAGGCGUCUGGAUCUGGACACCGUAACACUGCCUGCCUGCCAGAGCUAGCAUUAUAAUAAAAUACUUGUGGCCAGGGUUACUAGAGGCCAACGGCCGCAGCUCCUCUCUGUGUUUGAUAGAGAGAGGGAGAGGGAGAGAGGGCUGGAAUCAUGUGGCAGCAGUCAGCUGGGUCCAGCUCUCACACUGAAAGGGAGUAGUACCCACACCAGGUUCAGCCACAGCAGUCUCCAAGCCACAGCCACUGGACACACAACAGCUCUGUCUGUUUGUCUGCAGCAGACCUGGACCACUGGAUCACCAGCAUUCAAAUCCACUGUUCUGAAGACCCCACGAGGCCACCACUGGUUUAGGUGUCCGUCCGUGUGCCUGAGGGAAGUGAGUGGAGUAUGGAGGCUCAGGAGGCUCACAGGGGUCUGGCGUCGGACUGGGAGGCGGUGCUGGAGCUGGAUAAACCCCUAGCUGGGUGGCUCCCACAAGAUCCGGCCCGGGGAGAGUUUGGCUGGGAGUGGGGCUGGGCCGCCUCGGACCACCAAGACCAGGACUGGGAGUCAGAGGAGGUCCCUGCAGUGUUGAGCCCCACAUACAAACAGCGUAAUGAGGACUUCAGGAAGCUCUUCAAGCAGCUACCGGACACAGAGAGACUCAUCGUGGAUUACUCCUGCGCCCUACAACGAGACAUCCUCCUGCAGGGCCGACUCUACCUCUCGGAAAACUGGAUUUGUUUUUAUAGCAACAUCUUCCGCUGGGAAACGCUGCUGACAGUGAGGCUGAAGGACAUCUGCACCAUGACGAAGGAGAAGACAGCCCGCCUCAUCCCCAACGCCAUCCAGGUGUCCACAGACGGUGAGAAGCACUUUCUCACCUCAUUUGGAGCGCGGGACAGGACCUACAUGAUGAUGUUCAGAUUAUGGCAGAAUGCACUGCUGGACAAGCCCCUGUGCCCCAAAGAGCUAUGGCACUUUGUCCAUCAGUGCUAUGGCAACGAACUUGGCCUGACCAGUGACGACGAGGACUACGUUCCCCCUGAUGACGACUUUAACACCAUGGGGUUCUGUGAGGAGAUCCCUAACGAGGAGAAUGAGAUCAGUAAUGACAACUCGUCUAAGAGCAGCACAGAGGCCAAGCACGAGGGCAGCCCACCAUCCAUACACAAGAAAUGCAUCAUCACCAACAGCACCAUCAGCUCAUCCAUCAGCAGCGAGCCCCUCUCUGUGAGUCUCAGCGACAUAAUAGAGUUUGACCUCCCUCCAGAGGAGUACAUCGACUGCCUCCCUGACGGGGAGCUGCUGGCCUUGCCCCUGGUGCUGGAGCAGAGGCUAGCGGAGGCCAGCGGGCUGGUGCCCUCACCUUCCCUAGACUUCAACGACAAUGAAGACAUCCCCACCGAACUCAGCGACUCCUCAGAGACCCACGACGAGGGCUCUCCAGCAGGGGAGGUGCAGGCCUUCCACGACGACCUUAAAGGGAGACAGUACAUCGAUGAGGUUUACAAGUUCAGUGUGGACAAGAUGUAUAACAUCCUCUUCACAGAAUCCCAGUUUAUGACCGACUUCAUGGAGCAGCGCAGGUUCUCUGAUAUAGUGUUUCACCCCUGGAAGAAGGAUGAUGCAGCGGGGAACCAGACGAGAGAGAUCAUGUACACCAUCUCCCUGUCCAACCCGCUGGCCCCCAAGACAGCCACAGUCACAGAGACCCAGACACUGUACAAGGCCAGCCAUGAGAGUGAGUGCUACAUCAUCGAUGCUGAGGUCAUCACACACGACGUGCCCUACCAUGACUACUUCUACACGCUCAACCGUUACAUGCUGACACGGGUGGCCAAGAACAAGUGCCGGUUAAGGGUGUCCACUGAGCUACGUUACAGAAAACAGCCAUGGGGAUUAGUGAAGGGCUUCAUCGAGAAGAACUUCUGGAGCGGGCUGGACGAGAACUUCCGCCAUCUUGAGUUGGAGCUGUCGAAGGUGGAGGAUGUGGUGUUGGAGUCGGCCCGGCCCUCUCCCAAGGUCAAGGUGGUGAAGACGUCUGUAAGACGGAGGAAGAGACCCCUGGUCCACCUACGGAGCCAGCACCUGGACAACGUCCUCCUCAGCCCCAUCACCACGCCAACCGACGACGAGGUCAUCCACCGCAUCAAACACGUGGGCGUGACAGGUUCCACUCAGACCAGGCACAUGCCUGAGCAACUUCCUGGAGGCUCCACCCUCUACAGCGUCUCCAAACUGCUGCUCAUCAUCAGCUUUGUGAUCUGUCUAAGCCUGGUUUUGCUGGUGUUCCUCAACAUGAUGCUGUUCUAUAAGCUGUGGAUGCUGGAAUAUUCUGCACAACAUCUUACCACCUGGCAAGGGCUCCGGAUACAUGAAAGUAAACUGCCCCAGACGCAGAUGGAGUGGGCCCAGCUCCUGGAGUCCCAACAGCGUUACCAUGAUGCUGAGCUGCAGAAGUGGAGAGAGAUCAUCAAAUCCUCAGUGGUGCUAUUAGACCAGAUGAAAGACUCUCUAUUGAACCUUCAAAGGGGCAUCGGCUUAAGGGACUACAGCUCAGAAGCUGAGGAGAAAAGAAGCCAUUACCACUGACAUACGACCUUAGGCCAUGAGGGCAUGGUGUGCAAUAUAGGAACUGUUUGUGUAUAAGUAUGCAAACAAAACAAAGAGAGACAAGAGACCAACCGACCGUGAGGCAAGCUGGCCCCAGUGUGACAGGGACGGCCUGCCGGCUGCCACCCCCCAGCUCACAGAGGUCACGACCCCGCAGGUCAGACCAUGCAUGGACAGGAAGUGCCCCUAUCACAGACAGGAAAUGAACAGUGGGGUUCCCACAGCACUGAGGCAUCAUGGGAAGGCGACAGCUCCGCUUACCUUGAUGCCACUUCUGUCUCUUAUUUUUCUUUGUCUUUUAAUUUUGGAAGGACAUCGUACUGUAAGCCAUUGCCACGUGGGGAAUAGAGGACAAAAAAAAGCUCAGCAUGUGAUUUUACUUUUCACCUUAACUCCUCUCAAUGAGCGUCUUUCUGUGGUUCCAUUCCUGCUUUGUGAGUGUCUAAAGACGAACAAAAGAGGAGAGAUAGACGAGGAAAGGGGUCCUACAGUCUCUAGGCUUUCUACACUCCCUUGACUGUUCCAAACCGAUCCUCCCCUACAGGUCCGCGCUGCAGUGUCCCUUUUAUUAACCCCUCUGAUCUUGGCCACAGAUCAUGCUGUAGAGUAGCAGGAUCACCAGCAAAGACAUAUUAUAGAGUAUAUCUAUGUGGAAACACAUUUCCACUGAAAUGUCUCUACUGCCUUGUUUUUUCCCUGGGCUCAACAGUGCAUCAGGGCUGGUUUCCCUAAUCACCUAGAGCUAGGCUGUUGUGUUGGAAUUUGUAUAAUGAUUGAUUUAGGUGGAGGAGGGUCCUUCUUACAGGUACUCAAUACAGAGAAACGUUAAGAGAUUGCAGGAUGUUAUUGGGGAUAGAGAGGAUAUGUAAUGUGGCGCGUCAAAACAUCCAUGCUUGGUGGCAAAUGGAUCUCCUGUUAACAACAGGAAUUUAUGGAAUUUAGAGUCUUCUUGAAGGUUUAUGAAUGAGCUUUAUGUUGUAUUGCCACUAUUGUACUAGUUGGGUAAUGCAGUCCAUUGUCCAUCAGACUUAUCAACUUAUCAGUUGUGGAACAGUAUUUUGAAAAAAAAUGAAGAAUGAUAGCUAGCCUGUCACUGCUACCUUUCAAAGUAUGGCAACAAUACAGAGCUUUUAUUUAUCAGUUACUGGCGACUUGUUUUACGCACAGUGUUAAUUAGUUCCAUAAUUUGUUGCACAUUUAUCCAAAUUUGUUUGUACCGAUCUGUAAGAGCCGAGAAUGUAGUAUAUCUUGACCAGUAGUCUUUUCUGUAGGAAAAGACAGCAUGCAGACUAAGAAGUCAUUGAUAUUUGAAAAAGGGAUACUGCAGCAAAACAAUUAGGGAGACCUGUGUUCUUACGUAAGUGUUCCAUUACUAAACUGUGACUAUAUCUCUUAAAAAUGUUUGAAGAUGGAAAUAAUGAUAUAAAUAUAUUUGAAAUAUAUAUAUGUAUAUUUCAAUAUUUCAUAUAUAUUUCAAGAUCUAUACACAUAGCAUAUAUUAAUUGUUUAUUUAUGUAUAAAGGAAAGUUAUCAGAGCUCUAGGCGGGUUCAGGAAUUUAUAAAGAAAACUGUUUUCUUCAGAAAAGCAUGCCAGAUAUGUCUGUGACAUGUCUUGUAUGCAUGUGUGCUUGAGUGUACUGUAUGUUUCUGUGUGCGUGCGUGUGUGCACGUGUGUUAUUUAUAGAGUCUGACAUUUCUAUCAUUCCACACAUGGAUAUGUCUCAACAUUUCAUUUCUGGCACAUGUAGCCAAACUGCCUUUUAUAAUGCCCAUGCGUUUGGAUGCAGCCUUGCAUUAGCCUCUCUGGCUAACAGUUUACAAUCAGCCCCAUAUGGACAUCUCUGUGUCCAUGCCAAGGGGCUUGACUCAAACACAGACACACACCCUCUUUGCUUAUCCAUAUCAACAACCUGCAUCCCUACUGAUUUCAAAUCAUACACACACCCCCACUCUCCGUGUCCAGUGUUUGUGAUGGAAUCUGUACACAAUUCAAUUGAACCAAAACAGAGUGUAGAUAAAGCCUUCAUAAGAUUUAAUUCAUUUUCAAUUAGCUAUUUAUCAUUGAUUUAUUGAAAGACAAGUAAAUACCUGCUGGAUUAACCUCUUGCUGCAGCAAGAGCUCAGUGAUAAAAUCACUUCCAAAAAGAGAAACAGUACUGCACUUUAUGGACCUUCCAAAUAGAGAAUGAAAGAAACUCAGUGGUAUUGCAGCCCUUAUGUUGUAGUGAAACUGAAGCCCUUUUUGCAUUCUAAAAAGUAUUAUGUGUAUCCAAUAUAGAAUGCUUACUCUGUAUCUUUGAUUGAAAUUACAUUUCUCAAGCAUCCAGUCAACACAUUUCUAUUCACUUGAUGAUGUAAUUACAUUACAUUGUCAUUUGCAUUUUGCAAUGUUAGUCCCAAAAGAGCAAUUCCAGCCAGCUUUGUGAGUGACUGUUACUCUCUUAGAUAUUUCAGGGUUAGACAGGACAGGAGUGGGUUGUGUGUGGACUGUGGAGGAGUGGGUAUCUAGCUCUUUAAUGCAGGGGCGUCAAACAAAUGUUGCCCCGGGGGCCCCAUUCGGUCCUCAAUGAUCGAGGUUCGGAGGGCCGCUCUGAAAAUGUGUUAUACAGUAUUUCCUCGCAAUCAAAAUGUGCAACAACAAAAAAAUCAUCUAUCCUGACUGUCUAGCUUUCACUUUGGUGAUUGAUAGCGAGCUGGACACAGUCA
Messenger RNA from Coregonus clupeaformis (lake whitefish), 7124 nucleotides. RefSeq names its product protein Aster-B. The coding region runs from base 2211 to 4397 and encodes 728 amino acids. Gene Ontology annotation, cellular component: plasma membrane; endoplasmic reticulum-plasma membrane contact site; endoplasmic reticulum membrane. The transcript has 17 exons. Gene Ontology annotation, molecular function: sterol binding; sterol transfer activity. Lineage: Eukaryota; Metazoa; Chordata; Actinopteri; Salmoniformes; Salmonidae. The record is from RefSeq and is a predicted model, not a curated record. Gene Ontology annotation, biological process: intracellular sterol transport.